GAAGAAGAACGGAGGUGGUGGGUGCGCAUGACGCACAGAGCGCGAUUCAGAACAGCAGCUGUCCUCCUAUAAAUAUCCCUUGAUUUCAAAGACCCUCUUACGUGUCACAUUAUCCUCUCCCUUGCCAAGUCGUUUCUCACUUGGCCUUCCACCAUGAAUCUACUGGCAAUGAUUCAACCGAAGAAGAAAGAACCAGAUAAGGAAUCAAAAGGGCCUGAUUUCUGGAUUGAAACCUUCAACAAUGUUUCGCGCCUGUAUAAGUUUCAAGCGGACGGUCGUCUCUCUGUGAAGGUUGUUGAUGAGUCAAGGCCUGUGAUCCAUAAAAUGGUUGAAUCAUUUCUCAAUAAAUUUUUCCCAUCAGGAUACCCUUACAGUGUGAGUGAGGGCUACCUUAGAUAUACUCAGUUCCGAGCACUUCAACACCUAACAAGUGCAGCACUAUCUGUGUUGUCAACUCAGUCACUGUUAUUUGCUGCAGGCUUGCGACCAACCCCUGCACAGGCGACAGCUGUAAGUUGGAUUUUAAAGGAUGGUAUGCAACAUGUGGGCAAGCUAAUAUGCAGCAACAUGGGUGCAAGAAUGGAUUCUGAACCAAAGAGUUGGAGGAUACUAGCUGAUGUGCUCUAUGAUCUUGGUACUGGCUUAGAGGUUCUCUCUCCAUUGUGUCCACAACUUUUCCUUGAAAUGGCUGGCCUUGGAAAUUUUGCAAAGGGUAUGGCAGUUGUGGCUGCGAGAGCAACAAGGUUACCUAUAUACUCCUCUUUUGCCAAAGAAGGCAAUCUCAGUGACCUGUUUGCAAAAGGAGAGGCCAUCUCAACUCUUUUUAAUGUUGUGGGACUAGGAGUGGGCAUUCAAUUAGCAUCUACUGUUUGUUCUUCAAUGCAAGGAAAGUUGCUGGUUGGCCCUCUUCUUUCUGUGCUACACAUAUACAGUGUGGCUGAAGAAAUACGAGCAGCUCCUGUUAACACAUUGAAUCCCCAGAGGACAGCAAUGGUUGUGGCUGAUUUUCUUAAGACUGGAAAUGUAUCGAGCCCUGCAGACUUGAGAUAUAGAGAAGAUCUCUUAUUUCCUGAAAGAGUUAUAGAAGAUGCUGGAAGAGUGAAGGUGGGCAGGGCGUUACGCAAGGUUGUUAAACCUUCCAAAUUUAAUGAACUUAGAGAAAUGUUCCCCGAGGAGAAGUUUCUGAUAAGCCGUGGAAGUAAAUGGACUGACAUGGUGUUGGAGCACAGUGCAACAGGUGAAGAUGCGUUGAGAGGGUGGCUGGUUGCUGGAUAUGCUGCAGAGAUGGAGAAGUCUGGUCAUGGGCUGAGCGAUGUAGUCUUGCAAGAGGCUUAUGUGAAAAUGGACAAGUUGUUCCCAUCAUUUUUGUCUGAACUAAAGAUCAAAGGGUGGCACACUGAUCGUUUUCUUGAUGGAACUGGAAGCCGUUUUGCAUUGUAGUGUUGUGUAUAUUUGUUUAUUCGUUUGUUUUAAACUCCUGUUAUCCAAUACUUCCUCAGACAUGGUCUUUAUGAAUGCUUGAGUGGCAUGUUGAUCUACAGAUUCUUUAGUUGGCCUGUUUUCACUGUUUGGAGGGUUUUAUUAGGAAUUGCCUUAUUGCACUUGUUGGACUGA
This is a messenger RNA of Nelumbo nucifera (sacred lotus), 1614 nucleotides long. RefSeq names its product root UVB sensitive protein (Protein of unknown function, DUF647) (gene RUS2). Gene Ontology annotation, biological process: response to UV-B; auxin polar transport. Lineage: Eukaryota; Viridiplantae; Streptophyta; Magnoliopsida; Proteales; Nelumbonaceae. Gene Ontology annotation, cellular component: chloroplast envelope. The record is from RefSeq and is a predicted model, not a curated record.